AUCAUUUCUGUUUUACGGUAAUAAUACAACACUUUGUGCUUGACAAUGAGUGGCAGAGGAAAAACCGGCGGCAAAGCGAGAGCGAAGGCCAAGACUCGGUCGUCCAGGGCAGGGCUGCAGUUCCCCGUCGGUCGCGUUCACAGGCUUCUCCGCAAAGGUAACUACGGAGAGCGCGUCGGUGCCGGUGCUCCCGUCUAUCUGGCGGCUGUGCUCGAGUAUCUCACCGCUGAGAUCCUGGAGCUGGCUGGAAACGCCGCGAGGGACAACAAGAAGACCCGCAUCAUCCCCCGUCACCUGCAGCUGGCGGUGCGCAACGACGAGGAGCUGAACAAACUCCUGGGCGGAGUGACCAUCGCUCAGGGCGGCGUGCUGCCCAACAUCCAGGCCGUGCUGCUGCCCAAGAAGACCGAGAAACCCGCCAAAGCCAAGUAAACGAGUCCGGUCUCCUUCAACACAAAGGCUCUUUUCAGAGCCACCCAUUUCAUCUGAUAGAGAGCGCGUUUCUAUUAAAUUAUUUAACUAUAUGCACUAUUAAAGAACAUAAUUAUCAACCAAAUAAAUGCGUGUUCAUUUUGUCAUUUGUGACUAAAUGCAAUGAACUAUUUUACACAACCAUUUAAAAUAAAGGAGGAAUGCAUAUCUCAUAUCAAAUAAAACCAUGUUAAUAGGAAAUCUGUAAAGUGUGUUUGUGGCAUAAAAACUUGGACUCUGUGGUAAAUGGAGUGAUGAAAUGAAGUUGUCUGCUGUUUUGCUGUACAGAUAAAUUAUGCUUAAUAUAUAUGCACCAUCGGGAUCUC
Molecule: messenger RNA, 797 nt
Organism: Onychostoma macrolepis
Lineage: Eukaryota; Metazoa; Chordata; Actinopteri; Cypriniformes; Cyprinidae
Product: histone H2A-like
Exons: 1
Coding region: 46-432 (128 amino acids)
Cellular component (GO): nucleosome
Molecular function (GO): DNA binding; structural constituent of chromatin; protein heterodimerization activity
Source: RefSeq, a predicted model, not a curated record